Molecule: messenger RNA, 10255 nt
Organism: Toxorhynchites rutilus septentrionalis
Lineage: Eukaryota; Metazoa; Arthropoda; Insecta; Diptera; Culicidae
Gene: sr
Product: myb-like protein A
Exons: 6
Coding region: 1086-4253 (1055 amino acids)
Biological process (GO): regulation of transcription by RNA polymerase II
Molecular function (GO): DNA-binding transcription factor activity, RNA polymerase II-specific; RNA polymerase II cis-regulatory region sequence-specific DNA binding
Source: RefSeq, a predicted model, not a curated record
GUUUAGUUCGACAUCGCGAUCCGACCGAUUUUGUGUUUUUCUCGCGAUCGUUUUAGUGUAAAUUAUUAAAUCUGAUUUCUUCUCCCAGUCGUUUUAGUUUUGUGCAAAUGCGACCUCGCGAAAUCGAACUUGAACUUCGACUCAAUCCCGAAACGAACCUGUACGAAGCGAAUGUUUUGUAAGCAAAAAAAUGUGAAAUGAGUUCAUGACCUAUCAGCGCGACAGCGAUUUUGAGUGAUGAUCAAUACGAUAACGACUUCGAACAACGACUUUAACGAGAUAGAAGCAAACGUGUUGCACUCGUUUCCGGUAGUAAUAGCUUAAUGUCGUGUUACUCGUUGGUUCACGUGACUCAUCGGAAGUUUUUAGUGGCGCAGUAGAUUUUACUAAUAAUGUGUUUAAGCCGGUGGGUAAAAAUAACCCAGUGACACAAGCACUAACGUCCGCAAGAGCAUUCUGGACGGUGGAUGAUUUGAAGCUGCAUAAGUAUGUGUGUGAGGGGUGGCCGAGUUAAGCGAAUUAUAGGGGAAGCUCUACUGGCCUUUACAGACAACCUUGUGUUUUGUGUUACAUUUUUAAGUGGACUCUAGCCACAUUAAUGGGUAGUAUUCAACAGAUGACGUGCAUAAAAAAAGUGAACUGUGCAUCUUUUGAUUAAUCGUUACCUUGUAUACCGAGGAAAGCAUAUCGCAUUGUUUCGACGACAUUAUACUCGUGAUGAAAAUAAAAUCCAGUAAAACAUCCGAAAAUAAAAAUUAGUGCCAUUGGACCCGAUCCAGCAACUACGUGAGACAGAUAAUUUUUCCUUUUACCCAAUAUCAUAAUGAAAUACGUGGUUUGAAACACAUAAGUGUCCUUAAUGUGAAAUAAAUGUAUACCGAAAAUCUGUGUGUCUUAUGAGAAGAUUAAACCAACAAUAGGUGCAUUAUUUCAGUGUAGUGUCAUAAUCUUAGAAGAUUUUAAGCCGGUUAUCAAAGUGCAAAAGUGUGCUAUGGAGUUCAGAUCAAUGAGCAUUCGUCGGUUUUCCCUUUUUAGUUCUGUUUAUUUCUGCUUUGCGGACGCUACCGCCGACGUCGGCCCAGAAAAUGCUCGCUAUGCGUCGCGAAAGUGAUCAGAUCUUCAGUGGAAGUGCCAGCGCAAUCAAUCACACAAGCAGCUACAAUCAGCACUUGCUUCCGUCCCACACCACUAGUAGCGCUAGUGUUAGCGCAAGCAGCAGCGCGGGUCAUCCCACCAACAGUGCGCUUUCAUCCCAUUUGAACCCCACCAACAGCAGUGGCAGCUUAGUAGCAAGUAGCAGCAGUGCUUCGAGUGUUAGUGCAAAUCACGGUACAACUGCCGUGAUUGAGUCGGCUCCAGCCUUAGUCGGAACCAACAGUGCUAGUCCCACCGUUCAAUCUCAAUUAUCAUCAACGCCUUAUCAUCACCAUCUCCAUCAUCACUAUCAUCACCACCAACAACAACAGCAGCAGCAGCAGCAGCAGAUUCAGUCGGCCUCAUCACAUCAUCACCACCACCAUCUGGGCGUUGGCCAUAAUUUCAACGGACUAAGUGCUGGAACUUCGGCCGCCUUCGGGAGUUACAACAGUUUCGGAUCUGGAAUAAAUAACCGUGCCAAUCCAAGUGCCAGUCUCGACGAGUACGUCGAUAUCCUCCAAGUCCAGCAGCUUCUAUUGGAGAAUUCUUCUAAUCCGCCCCCAGCGGGAACGACGCCCAUCACAACGUCCAUCAUUAACAGCUGCAACAGCACGUCCACCGGAACCACCAACUCUACGACCACAUCGUCUGUAUCCUGUUCUGCCAUUGGUGGCACACCAUCCACGUCUACUUCCGUCUCCACCGUCGGUAUCGCCUCCGGUGCCGCUCUGUUCAACGGAUCUUCCAAGAACCGACCAAAGGUCAAUUUGCAGAAAGCUUCCGAAUACUCGGCGGCAGCGAAUCAGCUUCAAGGCGAAUCACCGUCCAAGCGACUGCUUUUUGAUUAUCCGAGUCCAUAUUUGUAUGGUAAUUAUCAUCCGUCGCCCAGUGACGAUCUGGUCGCUUUAUGGUUUGGAAGUAACGGAACAGGUGGCGUUGCCCCUGGACCACCAGCAGCUGCCAUGAUCAUGGAAGGGCUUGAAACCUUGGUUGCGCCACCGCAUCACACAUUCCUACUGACAGAAUCAGCAGCAGCGGCGCACUUCAACGUACUCAGUUUCGACACCUGUGGCUUGUUCAAGACCGCAGCCACAACAACAUCGUUGGGUUUGAACAACAACAACUCCGCAACACCCAACAACAAUCAUCAUCAUCUGUACCAUCCGUAUCACCACCAGACGCACACGGCCGCUACCCAUCACUCCCAGACGGCAACUCAUCACCACCACACGGUUCAAACUCCCAACAGCAGCAGCAGCAAUAGCAACAACAACAAUACAUCCACCUCUUCCUCCUCCAUCACUACCCAGACAACCUCAACUACGUCAACCACCAGUAAUUCCCAUCAUCCGCAUCUGAGUCUCCUCAGCACAACGGCAGCCAGCACUCACCACUCCUCCGACUCGAACCUGCACCAGUCCUCAGACGAUCACUCCCAGUCCCAGGGUGACGCUCAAACCGGCGAUCUCAAUACACCCGUCACGACUUCCGGGGACAUCCCGUCCUUCUUCGGGCCGUCGACCGUCGUCGAGCCACCGCCGAUUACAGGAUCAAUAGAGUCGGACGAUCUUUCGCUGGAACCUCAAACCGUGUCUAGUCCGUGUGUAAGUUUGUGCAGUCCGACCAAACAGGAACGUAGCACCCCGCACUCGGUGGUUAUCGAGGAAGAGGCCAGCAAUACCAGCAGUAACGCAAUGUAUCCUUCCUCUUCAUCGCACCACCAGCCGGGGACACAUUCAGCGACCCAUCACAGUAGCGGCAGCCAGGAAAUGCAUCAUCACGAUCAAUCAACGGAGGUCGAGGAGAGCCGGAUCUCCUAUCGGGGUAUCUUCACCACAACUGCCGGAAGCAGUAUGGGUUUGCAGACGGCAACCGGUUCACAGCUCUCGAUUAUGACAGGUCAAAUGUCUCCCACAUCCGGGUUGAGUGGGUGGGGCUUACCAAGUCCCGACAAAAGCCUAUUCCAGCCACCGAUGUUCGGACUUCUUGGUCCAGGGCCUCAGAGCUCAGCACAGGUACACUUUGCCUCAGCUCAACAAUCCGCUGCAAAUUCUGCACAGACUCCGUCACCAGCAGGACACCACCAGCAUUCGUCUCACCACUACAGCACUGACGAACGUACCCAUCAACCCAUCGAACUUCUUGGUCUAAACAUGGACUGUCCCAGCAUAAUUCUCAAGCAGCCUCCAAGCUAUGCUAGCUGCGUGUCUUCGCUCGAGAUGCAAGCUCAGCAGCAACAGGCACAAGAAAUGCAUCAGUAUUCCCGCAGUCAAGGCCUCAGUAUGGGUCAAACCCCCAAAUAUCAGUGGCUCGACUCACCCGUCGAGUACGGCAGCCCCCAACACAAUGUAGUCAUCCCCGGACCAUCCUCAACCUCCUCCACCGGUAUCAUCCCCAAACAGGAACCAUACAGCUCAUCACAGUGUCCAGACGUGAGUCAACUCAGUCAGCUAACUCCUCAACAACAAGCUCAAUACGCCGUACAGCUAGCGGAGUACAAUCCCUCUACUAGCAAAGGGCACGAAAUUCUCAACCAGGUCUACCAGCAAAGUCCAAUGCCACUGAAGCUAGUCCCCGUGAAGCCUCGAAAGUAUCCCAACCGACCAAGCAAGACACCAGUGCACGAGCGACCUUAUGCCUGCCCCGUAGAGAACUGCGAUCGGCGUUUCUCGCGAUCCGAUGAGCUCACCAGACAUAUCAGAAUCCACACCGGCCAGAAACCGUUCCAGUGUCGUAUCUGCAUGAGAUCCUUCAGCCGGUCAGAUCACCUUACGACCCACAUUCGAACCCACACCGGCGAGAAACCUUUCUCCUGCGACAUCUGCGGUAGAAAGUUCGCCCGAUCCGAUGAGAAGAAACGUCACGCCAAGGUGCACCUCAAGCAGCGGAUAAAGAAGGAGAAAAAUAGCAGUAGCAGUAGCGGCAACAGCAUAAAUAACGCUGCCAGUAGCAGUAGCCAUCAUCACCACCAGCAGCAGCAACAACAUCACCACGUAUCCGCUGCCCAACAACACCACCACCAUCAUCAUUCAGCAAGCCUUCACUCGCAUCACCUCUUGCAUGAUGAUAUCAGUGGUAUUCCAAUUGUAUCCUCAUCCAGCACGGCUAGUUUGUAGACCGAACUACCGUCGAUCGACGUUAUGCGUUUGAAUGACCCUCAGAUUGAGCUGGUCCAUGACGACCCCUUCAUGGGUUACAUCGAGACUGCUCGAGCAGGCACGUCUGGUACUUCCCAUGCUACACCAACCCGCUCUGCUUCCCUGUUGGACAUCGAGACGGAGGAGGAUGUCGAUGCGGCCGCUCCACCUGCUGCCGCCGCCAUCGACGACGACGACGACGACGAAGAUGUGGACGUUGGAGAGAACAGUCGACCACCAAUUCCCGAGCAACCACGAAGUCCCAAGGAACCCACUGGAAACCCAGACGGUAGUGGUGCUAGUGUUAGGAAUGAUAGCGGUAACAAUAGCAGUGCAGAAGCUGGUACCGAUCCAUCGAUUGUGAUCGUUCUAUUGGUUGAGUAAACGCAUUCAUGCACGCAUACAGCAAAACACAAUCCACAAUCACAACAAGGUGCCAAAACAACUCAUUCAAAGCGCAAAACAUCGCUCGGCGAACGCACUGAGGGGUGAACAAAACACAAGGUAAACACACAUCCAAGCAAAUCUCAUUCAAAAUCGACAAAGAACAAAACAAAAGACUCCACAUAUAUUCGUAUCAUUUAUACGUCACACUUGUUCUUACUUCAAUUUGACGUCUCGCACGAUCACAAACACCCACACCGCACCGAUGUAGAUGUACCGCUCCCAGAAAUGAAUCAAUGAAUCACUGAAUCGCAAUGAAUCGCACUUACGACACUUGAAAAAUUUUACUCUCGUACACACAUAGUCACACAUAUAUUUUUUUUUUGAUGUUCAAUGGAGAAGAAACUCAAUCAGUGCUAGAAUAUUCUCGAGAGUUUGUGUGUGUGUGUGUGUUACCCUAAUUUUGAUUAACAUGUUUUCUUCGUACCCCUACAACAAGCUUCUCUUCCAAAUUAUGCCGUACUCUCGAACUUCAAUGGAGAGCCACGGCGGGAGGCAAAUGAAAUGACACAAGAAGAAAAAAAAAUCAGACGCAAAACCAUGGAACUAGAAUGAAAAGAUUGUUCUUUACUACAAUUUUAUCUCUAAAUACUGUGAUCUCAAUUUAUAAGUAAAAGAGAACGAAAAAAAUAGACUUUUUAAAAAAUUAUAAAAAAAAUUAAAUUAGUCGUACUGUAAAAAUGGAGGAGGAGGAGAAAAGUGUGAAUUUAUGGUGUUGAAUUGACUUCAUGAAUACUAUUUAUUACUGAAGGUAUAGAGACCGUUUUCUGAAAACACCCGCGGCGGAAGCUAUUGUGAGAAAAAAAAAACACAAAAUCCGUACUAAAACUUCAAACGUAUAUGCUAGAAUUACACGAAACAAAACUUAAUUUAAGUGAGUAACUUUGUGAUUUGUCUUUAAUGCACAAGUGUAACACUGGGAUGAAGGAACGCAGGAGAGAAUAUAACGAGAUCCGCUAAAAGCUGACGAAGAAUGAAAGAACAAAACGAACGGAAACAGUGUAACGAUGUUUCUUAUUACAAAAUGUUAAUUACACUAAAUCAUACUAAAAUAUAUUACUGAAAAAGUAAAAAAACAAAACUGUAGUUAGGAGAUUAUUUUGGUAAGAUAAACAAAUAUUGAACGUAUAUCUUAACAACAGGAGAAAAAAACCGCUGAAGAGAAUGACGAUCCCGAAAGACGUUAUUUUUCGAAAAGCUUAAAUUUAGCUCAUUCUCUGUACAGUCCCGAGCUGAGCAUAACACACGUAAAAGAAUGCGCUGCCAUAUUAAGAUAACUAUAAGUUGCUUCCAAAACCGCAUUUUUUUUGUUGUAUAUUUAUGUUUCUGUUUUGUACAUUUCAAAAUAAAACAAUCCCGCUAUUCUGCUAGUGCCAUUAUCGAAUUCUUCAGUGAACAAUUCGUGUCACUUUGAGUCUUGAUUUGCUUGCCAUAACCUUUGAGAUUCCACCGAUUUGAGAGCGACUUGCGCGAGUGCGCGAGAAAACAACUAAAAUUUAAGUUUCAGUGCUAGUCUGAUUGCUUUUAGGUUAAGAACAGGAAGUAAAAAAACACUAAACCCAGCCAAUUAAUGAACAAACUUUCAACAGAUAAAACAACUGGUUGAUAACCAAAACGCUACAAUUGGUGUGCGCAGCAGAAAUUGAAAUACACGAAUUUGAAGCAAGAAAAAACAAGAAAAUCAAAGACACAAAAGAUCACACUUACCAUUUGCGAGAAUAAAUUGUUACAAUACAACGUACUAGAAACGAAAACUUUCUUUCGAAAUAACACAGUAAGGAACGAAAAGGCUUUAAUUAAUUAACAAUAGCUGUUAAGAACAUGUUGAGAGUAAUUUUGACAAGAAAAAAAAAGUUAUUAAAAAUAAUAUUUUUGCCAAAUAACACGCAUUUUGUUAUUUUUAUUGCAUCUUUUUGUUCCAAGUUUAGUUUGUUUUUUUUCUCUAGCCUCGACUCCUUCCAGUUUUUUUAUGCUGUAUUUAUUUUCUACUUUUAUCAUAGCGAAUAAUUUGCCUACUUUUAAGUAACGUUUUUUGUCUAAUAAAAAAUAAAGUAUACAUUCCACAGAUAACUUUAGGUUGUAUUACUUCAUUUCUCCCUUUCGCGACUUUUUUUUUGUUUCUCUACAAUCUUUGGUUUUUGCUCGUUUCCACAAUCCACGUACAAAAACUGCUGAGCCGUAGCAGCAGCGGGAUCGCAAAUGGUGUACACGCACACACUUUCAUCCGCAAUAUUUUUUGUUUUGUUUUGCUCGUAGAUGACCAAGGGUAUUGCACGAAAAAUGGCGUGGAUGAUAAAUAAACUAUCGAUCCACUCAUCAUAAUCGGAUGUCAAGAAUGUGAAAUACUCAAACAAAAACUGCCGAACAAAAUGAACGUGAAUUGUCAAACAAUUCCAACAAAGCAAGAUGGUUGAAUACUAUAUGAAGCAAAAUAUUCACAACCAAGAUUUUCGAAUUCGUGGGAUCAAAAUUUGCCGAACGAGGGAUUAGUUAUUUCACGACAAAAGUCCAAUUGGAGCGCAAGAUAAACAUAAAUAGGUGGGUGAAUGUACUCAGUAAGUGGACGAAAGGAGAGGGGCAUGUAAAUAAUAUGGAAAAGCCAGAGAAAACUGUUUACAUGAAGCAAAAUUUUCCACGGUUUUGUUCAUAGAUGUUCUACUUUGCAAUAAUGAGGGACUACGAAACAUUGUGAAGGAAGAAAUAUUUCAAGUACUUUACCUGGAACUAUUCUCAAGGUAAAGCCAACGCUAAUUCCUAAUUAUUCUUAACAAACAAUUAACUAAUAUACUUUUAGGUGACUGCAAAGUGUUUUCUAUAAGUUAUCCCACAUGUAAUAUGCACCUUGAUAUUCAGCUGAUGUGUAUUUGACAUGUUGGGAACUUGAUGGGAUCGCUUUGCGACCAUUUCUAAGUCAGUUAAAAUUAGUUUGUGAAUAAAAUGUUCUAGGCGGAACAUAUAUUUCUAUGUAAAUUAUUCUUUUUUCUUAAAAUAAAAUACCCCUUAAGCUAAUAAAAAAAAUACACAACUUCCAUUCGCUUUAGUGAAUAUCAAGACAAAAAUGUUGUAGAAUCCCCCUCCUUCUUUUUAUAUACUAUUGACGCAUAUCUCGCUCCUCGCAUACUUAUUGAUUAUAUUGCCUUUUAAACCAGUAUGAAUAUCUGGUUCAGUCAUUUUCAAAAGUUUAAUUGUCAGUUUGUAAUCAUUUUUAAAUAUUGAUGUUCGGUUACCAUGACGACAAGAGUUAUAUAUUGUUAGAUUUGUUAACGAAUUCAUUGUCGAACUCCACUUCUUGCCAUAUUUAGAGCUCUUUUCAUCAUUAUGUAUCCAAUAUUGAUCUUCGUUCUGAUAUUGAAUUAUGGGUAUUUUCUCGCAUUCACCAUUCGGAUGCGAUCACCAUUAUACUGGAGACUCAAGGGAUUCUCGAAUAAAAAUCGAAUUAAUUAUAACUUCUACUGUUCCGUGAGAAUUUAUGUCUUAACACAUUAAGGACCGCACGUUUUGGGGCAAACUUGAACGGUUCAUUUGUUCGGAUUCCACGAAUGAGAUCGUUUCCUUCAAUGUAGAUGAGACGAAGGCGAGCCAUCGGUAGGCCUUGUUGAAAUCUUGGCAAACCAAGGACUUAACCUUCAAGUGUAGAAAACACGGGUUAUCUCGUGAUCCAUCCGUAACAGACAGAACGCGGAACACGAGAAAUCUCGUGAGCGGUCCGCAAUGUGUUAAACACAGCAAAAGUUUGCUCUUCGCAUUGGAAAAUAAUCCGAUGACAGACGUUGUGCCAAAACUAGUGCAAUACCCACCAUCGAAGCAUAUGUUUAGAACUCAUGAACACACCACAUAACAACAGAGAAUUGACAUUGUGCUUUAUUCGGCUGACGAUGCUUGGGGAUUUCCGCUCCAAGCCUAGGAUAACGAAAGAUACUAAGGACUUCAGCUCAUUGAGCGCUCAUAUUUUUUUCGAGGCUUCCCCCGUUUUCGGUACAAUGCCUGGGGACAAGCUCUCCUAGAUAGUAAAUAUAUAGGACAAAACCAAAAUUAUGCAAAACGGACACAAUCGAGUAGAGAUCGGCGGUAUGAAUUUACAGGUUGAUAUGGCCUUAACGUUUAAGAUUUAGCAGCGACACAUAGAAAAGCUCAUCAGCCAAACAACAGUUAAAUUAAAUCACACAAUCCGAGUUCAUGGGCAAAUGAAGGAAAGAGAGUUGCGCUAAAAUGAGUGCCCUUGUAGUCGACAAGAUAAAAACACAAACCUGCAAAAAAAACAAAAAUAGACACAAAAUGUAUACAAUUAAUCCUCCUAGAGGACAUUUUAAUUUUUGGCAAAUCAUGCUUCAUUAAUACUAGUUAUUGUGGGUACUUCAUGCAUACAGGCCCGUUUUUGUAGAAUCGGAAAUCGUGAAUUUUCGACCGAUUUUUUUUCUUAAUUCUAACUCCAAACAGCACACAAAACAAAAUCGUUGCAACGUAAGGCCUUAUGCAUCAAAUGCUCACGCUCUGAGAAAUUUUUGGCCUGAAAAGCGACGCAUAAUCGUAUCAAGAAGACAAAAAAAAAUUAAGGCCAGGACAAGCGCAUUCGGUCAGUUGAAUCACUCGACGAGCGUCCGCAGACGAGAGGAUAUAUUUUGAUCACGAUGAAAUAUUGUUAAAACAUUCAUCUAUUACACUAGAUAGAUCCAAUUUUACCACUGAUCCAGAGAUGCAGAGAACAGGAAAACAAUAAAGUACAUUUUUAAUAGAUAGAAUCAACAUAUAGAACAUAAAAUUGAUAAAAAAAGAAUCAUCGGAAAAUAAGUGUGAAUAUCCAUCUGUAACGCGUGACUCGUUGUAGAUACUUUCAGUUAAUCAUUUUAUCAAAACAUCGAUCACCUUUAGUGGAUCAUCCAUCACAUGAGACAGCAGUACAAACUUAACCCAGAAAGUAACACAAAAGCGCAUACAAAUGUCAGAGAAUAUCAGAGCGGCGAGUUCGCACAACCCCUCUUGGUGAGGGAUUCUGAUCUAGAAACCAUACUAAUAUACCCGAUUUGGCCAUUUAGAACCCUUAAGAAAUCACUUGAAAAGAGAUUAUUUUUGGAAAUUAUUUGUGAUUUUGAUAUUACGAACCAUUGGGGCGAUUACCAAUAAAAAAAACAAAUAAACAUAAUUAGAUGUAUCUUCUAUUUAUACACAUUUCAAGGUAAAGCAAAACAAAAGUUCGUUUGACGAAUUAAAAAAAAGCCUAUCGUUAAGAAAUCUGGAAACGACAAGAACCACUCACCGUGUCGCCGUGGUAGAGGCAUAAGGGAGUUAAAGCAGGAUUAAGAUGAAAAAAAGUGGAAGCGGCGUGAGCUGAUACUAUGGAUCACGCGAAAGCUUUCACUCAUACGAAAUGAUACAAUACGCAGUGUAAUCGUUAAGAUUUAAAUAAUUGAAAAUCUGGUUGUAAAACUAUCUCUCUGAUAAUUGCACUCUAGAAUUAGAAGAUUUUUAGGUUUUUUUUAUUGUUUCUUUGUACCGAAACAGUUUACAUAUGAAACAUGCUGAUACUAUGAGAAAAUAAA